This is a messenger RNA of Saccostrea echinata, 1856 nucleotides long. RefSeq names its product cytochrome P450 2B4-like. The transcript has 8 exons. The record is from RefSeq and is a predicted model, not a curated record. The coding region runs from base 121 to 1608 and encodes 495 amino acids. NCBI's taxonomy places the organism in Eukaryota, Metazoa, Mollusca, Bivalvia, Ostreida, Ostreidae. Gene Ontology annotation, biological process: xenobiotic metabolic process. Gene Ontology annotation, cellular component: cytoplasm; intracellular membrane-bounded organelle. Gene Ontology annotation, molecular function: oxidoreductase activity, acting on paired donors, with incorporation or reduction of molecular oxygen, reduced flavin or flavoprotein as one donor, and incorporation of one atom of oxygen; heme binding; iron ion binding.
UAGCAAUCGAGCAUCUGAGAAAGACACGUCCUGUACGAUUUCUAUAGUUGUUUAUAGGGAUCACAAUCAUAUCUAUUUCCCCCAUCUCUUCAGUUAUAUUUUACCAAUGCACUGCAUAUAAUGCUGUUUCAUAUUCUACAUUUUGAUUUCUUUUUAAACCCGAUUAUCGGAUUAUGUUUUGCUCUUAUGGUGUGCUUCUUUAUUCUGAAGAGGGUGCAGAGUCGUCUACAGUCCCUCCCCGGGCCCACAAGAUGGCCAGUUGUUGGAAACAUUCCGGAUCUGGCAUUUACCCGCCAAACCUAUCGUCGUCUGCUGGAAUUUCGAGAUAAGUAUGGAGAUAUUGUCCAGCUGAGACUCGGUCCUAGUUUGACAGUGGUCGUAGUGUUUGGACACGAGUACCUUAACGAGCUUUUGGUGGACAAUGGGGACAAAACAAAGUUUAGGCCAAAUUGGCUCCAUUUACCCAAUAAGCUUUUUCAGAAAACAGGUGUUUUAUGGAGUAAUGGGGAAGAAUGGUAUUCUCUUCGAAAGUUUACCAUGAAUGCUCUUAAAGAACUUGGAUUUGGAACAAGUAAUAUAGAGGAGAGAAUCCUAAAUGAGGCUGAACACAUAAUCAAAGCUAUUCAAUCAUCGAACAAAGAUGAAGUAGACCUCAGAAAGUUCAUACCAAAGGCAGUUUCGAACAUCAUAUCAGGAAUUGUGUUUGGAGACAGAUUCGACUACGAGGACAAAGAAUUUAAAGAACUGCUGGAGAAUUUAGACUACAUCUUCAAACAUUUUGGCUAUCAGCAACCGUCCAUUUUCUUCCCAGCUUUGGAGUCGGUGGAUCUUAGUGCACAGAAAAUAUCAGAGAAUAUGGACAAAAUUUAUGAAUACUGUCAGCUCCAGAUCAAACGACACCGGGAAACAUAUCACCCCCAGAUUAUCCGCGAUUUUAUUGAUAUGUACAUCGAACAACUGGACACGGGGGUUGGAGAAUUAUCAGAGAGGAGUCUUUUUCAGAUAAUAUUUGACCUUUAUGCUGCUGGCUCAGAAACCUCUUCAACAGGUCUACUGUGGGUAAUUUUCUAUCUCAUCAAGUACCCGGUGGUUCAGAAAAAGUGCAGAUCAGAAAUUAAAAGGGUAAUUGGGCUUGAUGCCACUGUAAGUUUUUCAGACAAGGAAAAACUACCAUAUGUCACCGCAACAAUAAACGAGGUACAGAGGAUGUCCACCUUAGGUGCCCUGAGCCUCCCCAGAACUAGUUUAGAAGACGUGGAGAUAGAUGGCAAAGUGAUUCCCAAAAAUUCCGUCAUUAUUCCACAUAUCUACUCUGCUCAUUAUGACACAAGAUACUGGCAGAACCCGGAGGAAUUCAAACCUGAACGCUUUAUUGAUAAAGAAAGACAUAUCAUCAAACACAAAGCAUUCUACCCAUUUUCUAUUGGUCCCCGUGCUUGUCCAGGUAAACAACUGGGAGAAAUGGAGAUGUUUAUCUUUGCUGUUUCUUUAAUGCAGCAGUUUGAGUUUAGCUCGGUUAUCCCUCCUGAGGACCUCAGUACAGAGGGGCUCCAAACAGGGGUCACACUGGUACCAUCUCAAUACAGUGUCAGAAUCAAGUCAUCAUGAAGACAUGAUAAUACCAAUAACUGAACAUUCAACAGCAAAGGACUGGAGUUAAGCUGACAUGAAGUAGUGACACUGAACUAGUAUCGAAAUGGUUCUAGAUACUGAAGUGGUGAAAUUAAAAUUAAUUUACUGCAGUAAAUCAAAGCACUGUUUCAGUUAUAUGAUUUUGAGAAUUGAAUUUUUCUGUUUUAAGUAGCAAUUAUAAUUUUUUCAUGAUGAAUAUGAAUAAAUUAUUUUUUUGAAAACCA